GUGAGAAUUGUGCAAUACUUUUGGACAGUAAAAGAGGCGAGCGUCCCUGCCUCCGCUGGUGGUUUAUCUGAGGCGGCUACACAGCGUGUAGGAUCUGCUCUCUGUAAGGAUGUGCACCUUCAUGAGAACCUGUGUCCUGGUUGUGAUUAUUGUUGGAUUGUUUUCAGAAGUCAUUUUGUGCAGUAUUGUUCCUUAUCCACUGCCUAAUGGGCCCUACUUUCCCAGACCUUUGCCAGUGGUGGACUUUGAACGUGACCCGAAGUUUGUUCUAGUGGCUCCAGCGGUUCUAAAAGCAGGGAGUGAAGAGAACAUCCUGCUGGAGGCGUUUGGACUUUUUCAGAGUAUCGACAUUGAUCUCUUGGUGCACACUUAUCCAGGGAGUUCACAAAUACUGCUGAAUUCAACCGUCACCCUGAACGCAGACAAUCAUUACAGCGCCCUCGCAACCAUAACGAUUCCCCGGAGGAACCUGAAUCCAGAACAGACGGAGACCAAGUACGUCCAGCUGCUUGCUAAAUUUGGACAGCGCCAACUGCUUCAUCAAAUCAGCAAAGUGUCCUUUCUGUCUGGUUACAUUUUCAUCCAGACCGACAAGCCCAUCUACAAUCCUGGAGACACAGUGCGCUUCAGAGCAUUUGUCUCUAAUCCAGAGUUCCAGGCUUUCAAUAGUACAGUUUCAGUUGAAAUUCAGAACUCUGAUGAAAUUACAGUCCACACCACGUCAGAGGUCAGAGCAGGAGACGGCGUUUAUUCUGACACUUACACUCUCUUGGACAUCGCUAAAGAGGGCAAGUGGAAGAUCGUUGCCAAGUUCGACCACUUCAAGGAGAACAUGUAUAGCACAUAUUUUGAGGUGAAGAAGUACGAGCUCCCGGCGUUCAACGUCACACUGGUACCCGAAAAGUACCAUCUGAGUUUAGAAGAUGAAGAGCUGGAGGUGAAGGUGUAUGCCAAAUACAUCUACGGUGAGAAAGUGGACGGCGUGGCGUACGUGGUGUUUGGAGUAGACAAUGAUGGAGUGAAUGUACGAGUCUCAUCUAUGAAGCAAGUAAAAAAUCUGGAUGGUGGAAAUGCCACUCUGACCGUCGAUGAGCUUAAGAAAGCAUAUCCUGACGUCAGCAAAUUUGACGGCUUGACCAUUUACAUCAAAGCUUCCGUGAUGACCAGCACAGGAAGUGACCUCGUGGAAGCAGAAAAGUCGGGCAUCAAAAUCAUCUCCUCACCCUACGUGCUUGCCAUCGAAGACACAUUGAGUUUUUAUAAAACGGGCCUACCCUUUGACGUAACGGUUACGGUUAGUCACCACGACGGCUCCCCGGCUCCGGACGUUCCGGUUAAAAUCAGCUACCUGUCCACUCCUGUCACGGAGCACAGCGGCACCAUCAAGGUGUCCCUUAAAAUGCCGUGUGGCUUUGGAAAAAAGAGGAUUAAGGUUAAAACCGCCGAUCCAAAUCUGAAGCCGGAGCAGCAGGCCAAGACCGAAUGGUUGGUGACGGCGUUCUCACCUUUCAGUAUGAGUGACCCGAACUAUCUUCACAUCACCGUCGACAAGAAGGCGGCAAAAUUAGGAGAGAUUUUAGACUUCCAGCUGCACCUCAGCAUGAACUCCCAGAGAGAAAACAACCUCCAAGGGGUGGUUUCAUAUAUGGUGUUGAACAAGGGGAAGAUCAUUCGUUCCGGGAAGAUGAACGUAACAGAGGAGGAAGUGAUGACCCUUCCUCUUCUCCUGACUCCGGAGAUGCUGCCUGCCUUCCGCUUCGUAGCGUACUAUAUUCUGCCGCAGUCGUACGCAGUAGAGGUGAUGGCCGAUUCCGUUUUGGUGAAACUGGAGAGUCGUUGUUUGGGUUCGCUCAAGCUUGAACCGUUGAGGGGUGAAACGAAGGACUCGUAUACACCAGGUGACAGCUUCAACUUCCAGGUCAGGGGCGACCCCGGGGCAAAGAUCAGCCUGGUCGCCGUGGACAACUCGAUUUUCCUGCUGAGUAAAAGACAGCUGACGCAGAGCAAGAUUUGGGACACUCUGGGACAGGGGGAUUUGGGCUGCUCUCUAGGGGGAGGAGAGUACAGCAUGGGUGUGUUCACGGACGCAGGCCUGAAUUUUCAAUCAACCUUCUUCAUUUCUACAAAUAAUAGGCCGUCAUGUCAUUCGAAUCUCAGGAGGGGGCGGCGCUCUGUUAAAAAACUGCGUCUCCGAGACGAACUUGAGAAAUUCCAUUCCGACCGGUUUCUGCAGCGCUGCUGCUCCGAUGGCAUGAGGGCCAUUCCCAUGCCGUACUCGUGCCGCCGCCGUGCUCUUUACAUCACGGAGAACUGGAGCUGCGUGAUGGCUUUCCUCGAGUGCUGCUCGAAGUACAGGGGUGAAGAGCUGGGCGUCGUCACCCCACCACCACCCACUACAGAACCAACCUUUCCCAUGGAAGAUUUACAAUACGGCUAUAUUGAUUUAGAUCAACGGCAUCAUAUUGAGUAUGCUGUUAGUGGUAGGAUUGCUGUUCCUGGAGUUGUUGGUCCUGUUGGUGUUGUACCUGGACUUGGUGGUGGGUACGGUGGUGUUCCUGGAUCUAUUGAUGCUUUUCAUGGUACAGCUGUACUGGGCGGUGGGUACGGUGGUGUUCCUGGACCUAUUGAUGCUUUUCAUGGUGGACCUGCACUUAGUGGUGGGUACGGUGGUGUUCCUGGACCUUUUGGUGGUUACGGUGGUGGACCUGUACUUGGUGGUGGUUAUGGUGAUGUUCGUGGAGCAGUGGGUGUUCCUGGACCAGUGGGUGUUCCUGCUCUCAGUUUGAGUCCUGAACAUAGUGCUGCUGUUCCUGACCCUUAUGGGAGAAUGGGAGGUGAGACAGGAACUACAUUUGAGUACCAUGACAAGCUAGAGGAUAUUUAUGUUCGCACCAAAUUCUUUGAGUCCUGGCUGUGGACAGAUGUCCAGCUUCCUGGAACUCCUGGGCCAGAUGGAUUGGCUGUUGCCCCAGUGGCGUCUGUUCUCCCAGACAGCAUCACUCAGUGGGGGAUUCUGGGGGUUAGUGCAUCAUCAGAUACAGGUUUCUGUGUAGCCGAGCCGUUCAACAUUAGGGCAUGGAAGCCGUUCUUCAUCAAACUUCGUCUUCCUCGCACCGCAGCCAGAAACGAACAUGUUGAGGUCAAGGCUGUGCUACACAACUACAUGAGCAAGGACUUGAAGGUGCUGGUGGUCCUGGCAAAAACAGAGGACAUGUGCAGUGUGGCGUUUACUAAGGAUCAUAAGCAGGAGGUGUUUGUGAAAGCUCGCUCCUCUGUGCUCAUCCCCUACACCAUAAUCCCGCUCCGAGCAGGAGAGCUCCCUCUACAGGUCACUGCCGUGUCGCAGAGCUUCACCGGACAGGACGCAAUCCGUAAAAGUCUUCGUGUAGUGGUGGAAGGCAUUCAGAAGAUGGUUGUGAAGAGUUUUGUGUUGGAUCCCACUGUGAAAGGAGACAACAAUGGAAAUCAGCUGAUUAAGGUAGACAAAGCUGAACUGAGUUCGGUGGUUCCCAACUCGCUUCCAGAAACAUUCGUCAACGUCAGAGGUAAUUUGCUGGCUGACAGCAUCGAUAACUCCAUCAAUAAGGACUCGCUUGCGGCGCUGAUCCGGAUGCCUGGAGGCUGUGUGGAGCAGAACCUGGCUAGCAUCACGCUGCCGCUCAUUGCUACUCACUACCUGGAUCGCAGCUCACAGUGGGAGAGUGUGGGAAUCCAGCGCAGAGACGAGGCCAUCUCCUAUAUUAAGAUCGGUUAUGAGAACCAGCUUCAUUAUCGUAAAACGGAUGACUCGUAUCCACCGUAUCAAAACGAAGGAACCAGCACCUGGAUCACAGCGUUCGUGGUGAAGGUGUUUUCCAUGGCUUAUCCAUUCAUCAAGGUGGAUAAGCAGCACAUAUGUGGUCCUUUGCUCUACCUGAUCAAGCACAAGCAGUCCAGAUCUGGAACGUUCAAGGAGGACAACCCUGUCUAUGACACCUCAAUGACGGGAGGUCUUCAGGGUGCUGAAACCAGGGGAAGACUGACAGCAUUUGUACUAAUUGCUUUGGCCGAAGCGAAGAAUGUUGUUUCAUGCAGUGAUCCGGAAAUAAACGAGCUGGGUUUCGCAAGAGCACAACACUACCUGUCUACACGAUUAAAAACCCUAGGCAGGCCGUAUUCCGUUGCAAUUACCUGCUACGCGCUGGCUGUGAGCAAUCAUCCCUGUUCGAAGGGCGUGUUACUGGAAUCGGCAUCACUGGACCGCACACACUGGCCGGACCCAGACAACCCGCUUUUCACACUGGAGGCGACAGGUUACGCUUUGCUAGCCCUACUUAAAGGUGGCCAUAUUCAGGAGGCGGCUGCUCCGUUCAGGUGGCUGAAUCAGCAGCGACGUGUUGGGGGUGGAUUUGGAUCCACACAGUCUACCCUGGUGGUACUACAGGCUCUGUCCGAGUACAUGGUAAAGAACCCCCAACAAGCUGGAAUGAACCUGAAGGUGGUGCUCGGUGUUCCUGGUGGCUCAGAUACUCACUGGGACUUUGACAGGAAACUGGCUCAUGUGGCACGUUCCUCUAAGGUGGCUAUAGAUAAGGAUUUCACAGUGUUGGCAUCAGGAACUGGUCAGGGGAUCCUGGAGGUGGUAACAGUGUUUAACGAGUUACCUGACAUACACGAGAACAGCAACUGCAACGGAUUUGACUUGAACGUCUCUAUUAGCGAGAGCAACGAGAACCCUCCAGCUGACGUAGAGAAGGUGUAUAAUCUCAGUAUCAGUGUAAGAGCUCUGGAGCAGCAGGUGCGCAUGGCUGUGCUGGACAUCAGCCUGCCCACUGGCUUCGAACCAGAAAACCCAGACCUGGAGCUGCUGACCAACGCUGUGGAUUGCUAUAUCAGCAACUUCCAAAUUGUAGAUAAUCUGAGCGACCGAGGAUCUCUCAUCAUUCAUCUGUUCAAGGUAACCAACAAAGAGGCAGACACCAUCACGUUCAGGCUGAAUCAGAAGUUUAAAGUGGGUCUCCUGCAACCGUCUACAGUUACUGUAUACCAGUAUUACAACACAGAUAAGCGUUGCAGCAGGUUUUACACUCCUCCAGAGGACAAAGAACAGCUCAGUCAGAUCUGUAAAGACAACAUUUGUCGCUGCACGCAGGGAGACUGUUGUGUGUUGAAGACUGGCGCUCAGACAGUUGUGGGGAGAAUGAACGCUGCAUGCAAUGGAAACCAUCAUGGUAACUGUAACACAUUACUGCUCUCUGCUAAUGGAGUUCUGUUUCCAACAAGCAAGAAUGUCAGUGUUUAUUUAAUGCACAUGCUGUGUUUUCCAGUGUUUAAAGUCAGAGUGUUGAGCGUCAGUACGAGUCAGUAUGACCGAUAUGAACUGGAGAUCCUGCAGGUCAUAAAAGAAGGUGCUGAGGUUGGUCUGAAGGAAAAGGACACACGAGUGUUUCUCUCUCAUGCUGGAUGUAGGGCAGGACUUAAUCUGCUCACCAGUCAGGACUACCUCAUCAUCGGUCCAUCCUCUGAUGUCUGGCAAGCAGGCAGUGACAAGAAUGGCUACACCUACACUCUGGGGAAGGACACUUGGGUGGAGCUCUGGCCAUCAGGUGCCUGUGACACAUGCACACAACUGGAAAGAUUUAGCACAGAUCUGAUGAAUACUGGCUGUCAGACCUGAGACACCAACCCCCCCCCAAACACACACACACCCCUACAAAUGACAGUUAUAAAAAUCUGUCCACUACAAUACACAUGACACAGGACACUGCACUACAGUAAAUUACAGUACCCCACACUACAGUGAACUACACUACCCCACACUACAGUAAACUACACUACACUUAAUAGUAUAGUACAGUACACUACACUCUAUUCUACAGUAUGGAGUACAGUACACUACAAUCUAUACUACAGUCAACAACAUUACAGCUCCCUACACUACAGUCUACAAUACACACCUCCAGAAUAAACUACACUGCACUGUACAACACUGCACAAUACACCACACACUACACUUGAGGUGUAAACCUCCGCAUGCACACACACUGUUGUUAUUCUUUCGCUUCAUUUAUAUCGUGCAUUCUUUUCAUUUGUUACUCCUAAUUUGCUCAUUGUUCACUUCGUUAAUUGCACUGUGGCAUUUUUCUUAGUAAGUAUUCUUUAUCCAGUGAUGUCUGUGUUGCAAUGAGGCUUGUUCCCAAUUAAAAAAUAAAGUUGAAAUGUCACCUACAUAACGUUAUGGA
Hemibagrus wyckioides is the source of this 6221-nucleotide messenger RNA. Its product is annotated as complement C3-like. NCBI's taxonomy places the organism in Eukaryota, Metazoa, Chordata, Actinopteri, Siluriformes, Bagridae. The transcript has 42 exons. Gene Ontology annotation, cellular component: extracellular region. The record is from RefSeq and is a predicted model, not a curated record. Gene Ontology annotation, molecular function: protein binding; endopeptidase inhibitor activity. The coding region runs from base 110 to 5656 and encodes 1848 amino acids.